Messenger RNA from Cherax quadricarinatus, 1025 nucleotides. The record is from RefSeq and is a predicted model, not a curated record. NCBI's taxonomy places the organism in Eukaryota, Metazoa, Arthropoda, Malacostraca, Decapoda, Parastacidae.
CUGGUCAAAAUGCAUCACAUAAUUUGUGGCCAUCUUUUGUGUCUACGUUUAUAUUAAUUCAUGUAAAUUACAUUAAGUGGUUUAAAGAAAAAAGUAGUAUUAGUGUCAAAAAUACUAAAUAUGGUUUGUUGUAUUGCCAGACUGUUGAAUAUUGUGUGUUGUUGUAUCAACAUGUGAGGACCAAGACUGUUGCAACAUGUAACCAAAAAUACUGCUGGAACAAGUGUAGAAGCCUUCAAGAGGAAACCGGACAAGUAUCUUCACCAGGUGCUGGAUCAACCAGGCUGUGAUGGAGUGGGUCAGUGGACCACCAGCAGUAAUAUCCUGGUGUAGCAGGCAAACACCAGAUGAGCCUGACCCCUGGCUGGGCUCUGGCAGCAGAAAAACACUCAGAACUCAUCAGAGGAGAUGACAGGUUCAAGAUUGUCACGUGGAUGGAUCACAGAGCAAAGGAACAAGCCGACUUCAUUAAUUCUCAGGAACAUUAUGUGCUGAAAUACGUGGGAGGUAAAGUGUUGCUGGAAAUGCAGACUCCCAAACUUCUUUGGCUCAAGAAGAAUAUGAAAAACACUUGGGCCAGGGCUGGCCAUUUUAUAAAUUUACCAGAUUUCCUGAUCUUGAAAGCCACAGGACAGUUUUCAAGGUCACUCUGCUCAUUAGUGUGCAAAUGGACCUACAUGAGUGAUGGGCGGACUCAGGGAUGGGACAGCGGGUUUUUCAAAACCAUUGGGCUGGAAGAUUUAGCUGAUGAUGACUCUCACAAAAUUGGGAAGACAGUGAUGACACCUGGGACUAACUGUGGCAAAAUCUCUGCAACAGCAGCAUUGGAAUUGGGACUAUCUGACAGCACCUUUGUUGCAACGUCUAUUAUUGAUGCUCAUGCAGGAGGCCUGGCUCUGGUGGCUGCUGCGGCAAAAACCAAGCAAGAUCUCAUUGGUAGACUAGUUCAUCUUGUGAACAGCGACGCAAAUAAGAAUCACAAGAGUCGGAGCGUCUUUCAGAAUCCGUGGACAAAAUUGUUAUAG